Molecule: messenger RNA, 611 nt
Organism: Paramecium sonneborni
Lineage: Eukaryota; Ciliophora; Oligohymenophorea; Peniculida; Parameciidae
Source: the annotation of a GenBank genome assembly
GAUUAAUAUUAUGCAGAUUAAGAAAUCAAAUAAGGUUGUAGUAAAUAGAAUUGAGAAAGUAAAUUCAGAAUUAUUGACAUUGACUUAUGGUGCCAUAGUUUCAUAGAUAAUUAAAGAUAGUGAUACUGUUAUAGAAGCUAAUGAGCAAUUGGAAAAGAUGGGUUUUAAUAUAGGAUAAAGAAUAAUUGAUGAAUAUCUUUCAAAAGCAGAAAUAAAGUAAUGUAGAGACAAGAAUGAUGUUGCAGAAAAUAUUGGCAAGGUUUUUAGUGAUUAUGAAAAUAGGGAGCCAUGUAAAUGUUUUUAGGAGUAACAGCAGAAGUGGAAGUAUUACCAGAGACUGAUAAAAUAUUCACUUUUAAUUUGCAUUUCACAGAGAAUCCUUUGAAUGAUUUUGUAGAAUUGCCAGAACAUUUAUAAGGGCUAAAUUAUUCAAAUAUGAUUGCUGGAGCAAUUAGAGGAGCUCUAUCAACAGUAAAAUGAUAAAAUUAAAAUUUAGAUUCAUUGGAUAGCUACUUGCAGAUUUUUGAAAGAUCAAUUAAAAAAUGAUGAUAAAACUAUAUUGUAGGUGGAAAUGAUUAGAGAAAAGUUCAAAGAUGAUGAAUGAUUAAUAU